Molecule: messenger RNA, 2403 nt
Organism: Fukomys damarensis (Damara mole-rat)
Lineage: Eukaryota; Metazoa; Chordata; Mammalia; Rodentia; Bathyergidae
Gene: Ppat
Product: phosphoribosyl pyrophosphate amidotransferase
Exons: 11
Coding region: 160-1713 (517 amino acids)
Biological process (GO): purine nucleobase biosynthetic process; purine nucleotide biosynthetic process
Molecular function (GO): amidophosphoribosyltransferase activity
Source: RefSeq, a predicted model, not a curated record
GGUCAGCGCGCGCCGCCGCAGUAGCUGGUGUGGAACUACGGGGAAGGAAGAGGCUGCUUCGGGCGCCAGCUUCCGAAGCGUCGGGACGGAGCUGGCACCUGGUUGGUUCUUGGACCUCGGCCGCGGCGGGAGGUCUCUCCACGUGCUUUCUGCUGCGACAUGGAGUUGGAGGAGUCGGGCUUCAGAGAAGCAUGCGGCGUGUUCGGGUGCAUCGCUUCUGGAGAGUGGCCCACGCAGUUAGAUGUGCCCUAUGUGAUAAAUCUAGGACUCGUUGGGCUGCAGCACCGGGGUCAAGAGAGUGCUGGUAUUGUGACCAGUGAUGGGAGCUUGGUGCCAGCAUUCAAAAUGCAUAAGGGAAUGGGUCUUGUAAAUCACGUGUUUACUGAAGACAAUUUGAAGAAAUUAUAUGUUUCAAAUCUUGGAAUUGGACACACAAGGUACGCUACUACAGGCAGAUGUGAAUUAGAGAAUUGCCAGCCCUUUGUCGUAGAGACGCUCCAUGGGAAAAUAGCUGUGGCACAUAAUGGUGAAUUGGUGAAUGCUCCUCAGUUAAGGAAAAAGCUUCUGCGUCAUGGUAUUGGUCUGUCAACAAGCUCUGAUAGUGAAAUGAUUACCCAACUCCUGGCAUAUACCCCUCCACAGGAGCAAGAUGACACCCCAGACUGGGUAGCAAGGAUUAAAAACUUAAUGAAGGAAGCACCCACAGCAUACUCCCUGCUUAUAAUGUACAGAGAUGUUAUAUAUGCAGUACGGGAUCCUUAUGGAAUUCGGCCUCUGUGCAUUGGUCGUCUUAUUCCAGGUUCUGAUAUAAAUGACAAAGAGAAGAAAACGUCAGAAACAGAAGGAUGGGUAGUGUCUUCAGAAUCUUGUAGUUUUCUAUCUAUCGGUGCAAUAUACUACCGUGAAAUCUUACCUGGGGAAAUUGUGGAAAUAUCCAGACACGGUGUCCAAAUUCUUGAUACCAUAUCAAGGUCUGAUGGAAACCCAGUGGCUUUUUGUAUCUUUGAGUAUGUUUAUUUUGCAAGACCAGAUAGUAUAUUUGAAGACCAAAUGGUUUAUACAGUGAGAUACCGCUGUGGUCAGCAGCUGGCAAUCGAAGCACCUGUGGAUGCAGAUUUGGUUAGCACUGUUCCAGAAUCUGCCACGCCUGCUGCUCUUGGAUAUGCAAAAAAGAGUGGACUUCCAUAUGUGGAAGUGCUGUGUAAAAACCGAUACGUAGGAAGAACCUUCAUUCAGCCAAACAUGAGAUUAAGACAACUUGGUGUUGCAAAAAAGUUUGGAGUAUUGUCGGACAACUUUAAAGGCAAAAGAAUUGUUCUUAUAGAUGAUUCAAUUGUGAGAGGCAAUACUAUUUCACCCAUAAUAAAAUUGCUCAAAGAAUCUGGUGCAAAAGAGGUACACAUUCGAGUAGCUUCACCACCAGUCAGAUAUCCAUGCUUCAUGGGAAUAAACAUUCCCACAAAAGAGGAGCUCAUUGCCAAUAAACCAGAAUUUGCUCAUCUUGCAGAAUAUCUUGGAGCAAGCAGUGUUGUGUAUCUGUCAGUAGAAGGACUGGUUUCAUCUGUACAAGCAGAGAUAAUAUUAAAAAAACAAAAAGUGAAAAGGCAUGAUAUUAUGAUUCAGCAAAAUGGAAAUGGUCUGGAAUGUUUUGAAAAUAAUGGUCAUUGUACAGCUUGUCUCACUGGAAAAUACCCUGUAGAAUUGGAAUGGUAACUGGUAGGAGCAUAUAAUGUUGCUUCAAGAUAGAAAGUUGGUCAUGAAAGGGUUACUCAUCUGUUCACUCAGUACAUAAAACAUGAAAUGCCACAUGCUUGCAUUUACCUUUAUUAUUUUUGAGAUUUUUUUCUGAAAAGGGUACCAAAUACUAUAAUUGAACUUUGCUCAUUACAUAUAAUACAACAUGUUUUGUUUUGUUUUUUUAAAUUACACUGGAUAGCCUUUUUCGUUGAGUCAGAGAAGGCAGGUGUAAGUGCUAUUUGCCACAUCUAUUAAUGGAUUAGAUUGUGAGGUUAGUGCCAACUAGGAGGUGUGAUGCACAAAAGAUAGGUUGAGUUAAUAUAACAUUUCAUGCAAAGUUGGAAUUGAUUCAACCCACAUGUGUCUAAUCUCUGUCUUUCAGACUGUAGGUUUGUUUUGUUUUGGUACCAGGGAUCAAAUUUGGGUCCUUGCAUUUGUGAGGCAGGCAGCAGAACCACUGAGCUAAAUCCCUGGCCAGGCUGUAGUUUUGACCUUGGCUCUCCUGUCUUUUUUAUUGUUGUUGUUUUUUUGUUUUGGUUCUGGGGAUCAAACUUGGGACCUUGCACUUGUGAAGCCGGCAGCAGCAAGCUUUCCUGUCUAUCCUCAACGUUUUUUAGUGGUACUAAGAAUUGAACCCAUUGGGUGCUAAACUAAAUCCCCAGCCCC